Messenger RNA from Penicillium malachiteum, 2343 nucleotides. RefSeq names its product COPI-interacting protein CEX1. The record is from RefSeq and is a predicted model, not a curated record. Gene Ontology annotation, molecular function: ATP binding; protein kinase activity. NCBI's taxonomy places the organism in Eukaryota, Fungi, Ascomycota, Eurotiomycetes, Eurotiales, Aspergillaceae. The transcript has 9 exons. The coding region runs from base 1 to 2343 and encodes 780 amino acids. Gene Ontology annotation, cellular component: cytoplasm. Gene Ontology annotation, biological process: tRNA export from nucleus; protein phosphorylation.
AUGGACUUCCUCAAAUCCGCCGUCGCAUCCGCGAUCGCAAAGGGGAGCUCACUCCCCUUUUCUCUGGGUGAUAGAGUCGAUAUCGGAGACUCAAUCUGGACCUUGCAUAACGGUACGAAACGGGAUGAUAGCUCGGCGUGCAGUGUCUUCACAUUUGAUAUCGCGGCGAAUAAGUCACGUCUUCCUCUGGCAAAGAAUGCGGUGCGCAAAUCUAGGACUUUGCGCCAUCCGGGUGUGAUUAAGGUUUUGGAUACAAUUGAGACCGAGUCGACUCUCUAUAUUGUUACCGAACGAGUCGUUCCGCUGUCGUGGCAAGUUAAGCGAAGGAGUCUGAGUGAGGAAACAGCGAAAUGGGGUCUCUAUGCUAUUUCGUCUACUCUCAAAUUCGUCAACGGAGAUGCCUCAUCUGUCCAUGGUGCUGUGCGCGCCUCGUCGGUCUACACAAGUGAAAGCGGAGAGUGGAAGCUAGGUGGAUUUGACGUUCUAAGCUCUAUGAAGGAGGACGAUGCAAUUAUAUAUACAUACGGAAGCAUCGUCCCUGAUGCGGCCCGUUAUACUCCUCCUGAGGUAGCUAAAGGUGGCUGGGAGGUUAUAAAGGGUCACCCUUUGGCAGCAGUUGAUGCUUAUGGAAUUGGAGUCUUGAUUUUUGAGGUCUUUAAUGGUUCAUUCUCUGGUGAUCAGAUUGGAAAGACCACAAAUAUUCCCCCAAGUAUGCAUCAGAGCUAUAAGCGUCUCUGUACAGCUAACCCCAAGCUUCGUUUGAGUCCUGCGCAAUUUUUGGAGCAGGGCAAGAGGCAUGGUGGAUUCUUUCAGACGUCUUUGAUUCGGUUGACAGAGGAUAUUGACAGCUUGGGUCUUAAGACUGAUGCCGAGCGAGAGGAAUUCAUUAAUGAACUCGAUAAUUUGUCUGAUGACUUCCCUGAAGAUUUCUUCAAAAUGAAGGUCCUCCCUGAAUUGCUAAAAUCCGUUGAGUUUGGGGGCGGUGGUCCCAAAGUCUUGAGUGCUACAUUGAAGAUUGGUGCCAAACUUUCAGCAGAUGAGUUCAAUGCGAAGUUGACGCCUGUUGUUGUGCGUCUUUUCGGUAACCCUGAUCGGGCACUCCGUGUCUGCUUACUGGACAACCUACCCUUGAUGAUUGAUAAUCUUCCUCAGAAAAUUGUCAAUGACAAGAUUUUCCCUCAGAUGACUUCUGGUUUCACCGAUAUUGCCCCGGUAGUCCGAGAGCAGACUGUCAAAGCUGUGCUUUCGGUUAUCAACAAACUGAGUGAUCGAGUGAUCAAUGGAGAGCUUCUGAAAUUUUUGGCUCGAACUGCUAAUGAUGAGCAACCUGGGAUCCGAACGAACACUACAAUCUGUCUUGGAAAGAUUGCCAAAAACUUGGGAACAGGCACUCGAUCGAAGGUUCUUGUCGCUGCCUUUUCAAGAGCUAUCCGUGACCCAUUUGUACAUGGCCGUAAUGCUGGCUUGCUUGCCUUGGGUGCUACGAUUGAUGUCUUUACCGAGGACGAUUGUGCUACGAAGAUUCUCCCCGCAAUUUGUCCAGCAUUGUUGGAUAAGGAGAAACUUGUUCGAGACCAAGCAAACAAGACCCUGGAUCUAUACCUCCAGCGAGUCCGAAAAGUCGGCAGGACGAUGGCAGACAGUGUGCUUCCACCCGUUACCACUGCCGAAGCUGCUACUGAGCCCAGCAAGUCUGCCGCUCGAAUUGGCACAUCCAAUGAUAACUCCUGGGCAGGAUGGGCAAUUUCGUCAUUCACAAACAAGAUUGCUGCCGCGAAUGGCGAAAUUGAGCCUACCGCCAGUGUCACCAAACCCGCCGAAUCCGACAGUACCCGGUCUGCAUCUGUGCCCCGCCCCACUAAAUCAUCUCCUUCUGCACAAUUAGACCUCCCCAAACAGAACUUACGCCCCGUUGCCCAGCCACUAGGUCGGUCGUUAUCUGACCGCCCUCCUCCGACUGCAUAUGAACCCCCGGAGGAAGAGGACGAUGCUCUAGAUGCGUGGGGUGCUAUGGAUGAUGAUGACGAAAAGGAUGUGGACCCUUUCACAGCAGCUGUGGCUUCUCCAAACUCCUCAUCCCCUGAUCCGUCCACAACAAACAACUCCUCUACGGUUCCCUAUGACGAUGGCGGUGAACCCGACUUUGCCGGAUGGUUGGCAGCCAAGAGUCAAGCUAAGACCAAGAACCCCUUACCCAAGGGUCUAGGCAAAGUGGGAUCUACUCCAUCAGCUGCUACUAAACCCUCAGUCAAGCCACGUGUCGUGCCAGCUCCAGCCAACAAGAUAGAUACCAAGCCCAAGGACGAAGAUGAAGAUGACGGAUGGGGAGAUGCGUGGGAUUAG